AUGAAUCUAAUAUUAAUUUGCAUCCUAUUCAUCAACAUUUCAACAAAAGAAUUCAGAAUCUAAAUUCAGAAGACAUAAACGUAAAGAAGAUCAAGAAAUCAUUUAACCUACUCUAAUGUUGAUAAGAAUAAAUUAAAAGCAACACCUGAUGAUUCCAAAUAAUAUUUAGAUGAUUAUACUUUAACAAUUCCAUUAACUUUGGGUUCAGAAUAAGUUUAAUAGUCAAUUGAUACUACAUCUUAUAUUACCUGGGUAUUUAGUAAAAACCCAGAUGAUAAAAAAUGCGAUAAAUGUCCAGUUGAUGCAAAAUUAAUUAAGUGUGAAACAAGCUGCUCCUAUCAAACAAGCAAGGACGAUGAUAAAAACAUUCCCUUAACAUCCGAAAAUUCAUAUGGAGGAAGAGUUAAAGUGAAUGGAUUAUAUGCAAUUUAAGAUUCACUUGAAUUAUUAGGGAUGACAGUUAAUAAAGUAGGUCUUGGACUCGUAGAUAAAUACAAUACAGAGUAUAGUACUACCUCUAACGAUGGGGCAUUGGGCUUGGCUUUUGGUUAAGACUACAUUGAUUACAAAAAGAAGAAAAAUGCCUAAGUUGGAGAGUUUCAGUUUGACUCUGCUUUAGAACCUCAGAAUAGUAUACUCUAACAAAUCCGUGCUUAAUUGCCCAAUGUUCCCCAAACUACUUUUGCUAUUAAAUUAGAAGACACAUUGCAGUUGCUUGUUUUAGGUGAAAAACAAGGAUAUUUUGCAUCAUCUAAAUUUGUUAAGUUUUCAAAUGUUGGUAAAAAGGUCUGGGCAUUAAAAGUAAAUAAGCUAUACUUUGGAGAUGAGUCAGUGUUCUUAAGUAAUAAAUAAAUUAAAUUGUUAGCUGGUGGAACUGCCAUAUUUGAUAGCACGACAAGAUUUAUAUGGGCAGAAAAGACAGUCAUAGAAAAGUUUGAGGAAGAAUUAAAAAAGUUUCAUCUUGAUUGUGCUGUGAGUGAAGAUUUAUUAAAAUGUUCUUGUAAUGAUGAACAAUAUGAAAAAUUCAAUGAUAUUAAUUUCACUUUUAAUAUUGACAAUAAUAAGUACGCUUUAUCGAAAUCAGAUUACAUCCAUAGAGAAGAUUAAAAAUGCUAUCUUUUAGUCAGAUCUUUAUAAGCAAGCAAUCCUUUAAUUUAAUAAUCAUCAGAUAAACCUGUUAUAAUCAUACCUUAUACAUUUUUCAAAAACAAUUAUGUUCUAUUUGAUCAAGAAGAAAAUUCAAUUAAUAUUUCUCCUGCAUACCAAGUGAAAGCUGAUUCCAUUCAUUUGAGUAACAACACUAUUAUUACAACUUCCAUAAUUGGAUUUGUAUUUUUAAUUCUAUCAUUAUUCGUAUUGACUAAUAUAAUGCAAUAUGCAUCUUAUGAAAAUACAACUUAAUAGCCAUAGCAACCAUAAGCCUAUUAAAAAUAAUAAAUAUAUUAAACACCUCAAAUGUAAUAGUAAUAAUUUAAAUAAUCGCCAUAUCAAUUCAGUCCAAAUUAAAUUAACUAAGGGAGAGUUAAUCCUGUGGCAAAUAUACCAGGGCAAUUUAGAUUUUGA
This is a messenger RNA of Paramecium tetraurelia, 1563 nucleotides long. RefSeq lists its product as uncharacterized. Lineage: Eukaryota; Ciliophora; Oligohymenophorea; Peniculida; Parameciidae. The record is from RefSeq and is a predicted model, not a curated record. Gene Ontology annotation, biological process: proteolysis. The transcript is spliced from 7 exons. Gene Ontology annotation, molecular function: aspartic-type endopeptidase activity.